AUGAAGCAUUCUUCGACCACUAAACUGAUAAGGAAGCGUCCCACCGUGAAGACCUUCUCGCAUAAGAAGAUCAAGAACACCAUAUAUGUCAAAUCCAACACACCGUAUGUGAGUGCGUUGAAGCGUGUUAAUAAGUUUCUAGAGAGGCUGCAGAAGACAGGUGGGUCCACGCACAUAUCGCUACUUGGGAUGGGGAAAGCUAUAGAGAAGACACUCUCUAUUGGGUGCCAUUUCCAGACUGCUAAGGGUAGGAAGGUAGAUAUAUUGACCACGAGCGUAGAUGUCAUCGAUGAGCUGGAAGAAAUGGAGCAAGAGGAGGAGGAUAUUCUAGAUGAGGAUAAGGAGACGGUGCUGAAGAAGAGAACCAUCAGUGGAGUAGAAGUAAGGAUAUAUCUCUAA
This is a messenger RNA of Naumovozyma castellii, 399 nucleotides long. RefSeq names its product ribonuclease P/MRP protein subunit POP7 (gene POP7). Bases 1 to 399 code for a protein of 132 amino acids. The record is from RefSeq and is a predicted model, not a curated record. Lineage: Eukaryota; Fungi; Ascomycota; Saccharomycetes; Saccharomycetales; Saccharomycetaceae. The transcript has a single exon.